GCCGCGCAGAGUUCUGGGACUAGUAGUCCGCGGCCUAUUUACCCUAGUUAGAAAUAGGGGCCUGUGGAAACAUGAAGAGGGUAAAUAGCUGUGUGAAGAGUGAUGAGCAUGUCCUGGAGGAACUGGAAACGGAAGGGGAGAGGCAGCUCAAAAGCCUCCUUCAGCAUCAACUUGAUACCUCUGUCUCUAUUCAGGAAUGUGUGUCUAAGAAAGAGAGCUUUGCUCCUGGUACUAUGUACAAGCCCUUUGGGAAAGAAGCAGCUGGGACUAUGACUUUGUCCCAGUUCCAGACACUGCAUGAGAAGGACCAGGAAACUGCUUCUCUCAGGGAACUAGGGCUCAAUGAAACAGAAAUCUUAAUCUGGAAAAGCCAUGUUUCAGGUGAAAAGAGGACAAGACUAAGGGCAACCCCUGAAGCAAUACAGAGCCGUCUUCAAGAUAUUGAAAAAAGGAUCACGGAGCGUCAGCGCAUCCUUUGCCUGCCACAGAGAUUUGCAAAGAGCAAACAGCUGACCCGGCGAGAAAUGGAAAUAGAAAAGUCUUUAUUCCAGGGAGCUGAUCGUCACUCCUUCCUUAAGGCUCUUUAUUACCAAGCAUACCACAAAAAGACAAGUGCAGACAAGUACAUGACCUCAAUGAAGAGGAAGAUAAAAUUAGGCACAAAAGAUGAUCCCCAAAAGAAGAACAAAGGUGAUCCCAUGAACAACCUGGAAAAUUUUUACCAAGAGAUGAUAAUGAAAAAACGUCUUGAAGAGUUCCAACUUAUGAGAGGUGAACCCUUUGCUUCCCACUCACUGGUGUCAGCUACAUCAGUGGGAGAUAGUGGCACAGCUGAGAACCCGUCAUUACUCCAGGACAAGGGAAAACAGGCAGCACAGGGUAAAGGUCCCAGUCUCCAUGUGGCAAAAGUCAUUGAUUUUUCACCUCAGCAGUGUUGGACUGGGCCUAAGAAGCUGACGCAGCCAAUAGAAUUUGUCCCAGAAGAUGAGAUCCAGAGAAAUCGUUUGUCAGAGGAAGAGAUCCGAAAAAUUCCUAUGUUUUCUUCAUAUAAUCCAGGGGAGCCAAACAAGGUGUUAUAUCUGAAGAACCUUAGCCCUCAGGUGACUGAAAAGGAUCUUGUCUCAUUGUUCGCCCGGUUCCAGGAGAAAAAAGGACCUCCGAUUCAAUUUCGAAUGAUGACUGGACGCAUGAGGGGUCAGGCUUUCGUCACCUUCCCCAAUAAGGAGAUAGCAUGGCAAGCAUUACAUCUAGUAAAUGGAUAUAAACUACAUGGAAAAAUAUUGGUGAUAGAAUUUGGAAAGAACAAAACACAACUGUCAGAUCUCCAGGCUGGUUCUCCCAUAUCUUGUGCUACAAAUAACACUACAGAAAUCAGUGGCAGCUAGAAGAUAAAAAGAUUGUGGGUCCUGGGUGGUCUUUCUUGCAACAGAAACUUGGAUCUAGGAUUCGUGUAUACAUAGCACUUUGUUUGGAGUUAAAGAGAACUAACUUAGGGAACAAGUCAUUAAGACGAUCCUUUCAGUAUAUGGAGAGAGGUGGUAGAAAACAUUUUCGAUAAUCAAAGAUUAUAUAGGACAGAUGAUAUACUGAGAAUGAAGGGUGGGGUACAAAAAAAUGUCCUUUUCUCAGGAUAAAUUAGAAAGUAUUAUUUCCAAGACUUUUUGUUUAAUCCUUAUACUUUUUCUGGGAUCUUCAAUGUUUGUCACUAGAGAUUACAUUCUUUACAAGACUGCCUAUUUACGGAACAAAAAAACUAGUUUAAUUUUGAAAUAUUUAUUUACUAGAACCCAUCUGUCCUUAAUUUCAUCCACCUAGUAAACAAAAGACCAGGACCCCAGGCCUAAAGAUCAACAAAUGCCAUUAAGUCAGAACAGUCAGCAGUAGCAGUAGUAGUUUCAUAAGUCAGUUGACAUAUUUAAUCCAUACUUCCCCGCUAAGUGAUCAGUGUCUUCAAAAAGCUAUAUAUUUUUCUAAAGGAAUCUUUUAGAUCAAAAUAUUGAUGUUCUUAUGGCCAUUUAAGCUAGCUACCAUUGAGUAAUCAUUCAAUUCAAAGCAAUAAACAUUGACUAAUUCUCUAAUACGUUAGGUAUUAGAUAUAUGAAUUUUAGAAGGGGAACAUACUAGUGAAGAAUACUAAAGGAGAGUGAGAAGAAAGAAUUCUCUACAGGAGAGGUAGCCUAUCCCAAAUCCCCCAAUUGGUUGUUUAUGGCUGCUGGAGACUAGAAAGACAAUAUAGUAUAUAGGAAGUAGUACAAACUUUGGAGUCAGACCUGUGUUUGAACCUCAUAGCCACACUUACCACACUGUGACAUUGGCAGGUCACCUAAUCUGAGCCUCAGUUUUCUCAUCUAUUAAAUGAGGAUAAUAAUACUACUUACCUCAUUGGGUUGUGAGGAUUAAAUGAGAUGGUAUUAUGCAAGCUGAAGAAGAGAAAGAAAAAAGAAUGAAGAAAAAUCAACAGUCUAGAAUCCUGUGGGACACCAUUAAGCACACCAACAUAAGUGUAACGCAAGUGCCAGGAAGAGAGGACAGGAAAGAAAAGCAGAAAACAUUCAAAUACAUGAUGGCUAAUAACUUCCCCAAUUUGAUGGGAAAACAAUCUACACAUCCACGAAGCUCAGUGAACCCCAAGUGGGAUAACACAAAGAAAUCCAUUACAGACACAGCCUUAUAAAAAUACUGAAAGACAAAGACAAAAUCUUGAGAGCAACACGAGAAAAGGGAAUCCCAGUGAGAUUAAGAGCUGACUUCUCAGCAGAGACAAUGGAGGCAGCAGUAAAAUAACAUUUUCAGAGUGCUCAAAGGAAAAAAAAAUGUCCAUCAAGACUCCUAUAUCCAGCAAAGCUAUUUUUCAUUAAUGAAGGUGAAAUAAGGACAUUCCUAGAUAAUCAAAAACUGAGAGGAUUCAUUGCUAACACCCAACUUAAAAGAACGACUAAAGGAAGUUCUUCAGGCUGAAAGCAAAUGACACCAGACAGUAAUUGGAAAGGAAAAAGCAAAGGUAAUUAUGUGACUAUAAAAGAUAGUAUAAAUGUGUAUUUCUUUUCCUUAACUGAUUUGAAAGCAACUGCAUCAAACAAAAUGUUUAUUAUUGUAAUGUUGGGUUUAUAACAUAUAAAAAUGUAAUAUAUUUGCACAUAACAGUAGGAAGGAGGUGGGUGGAAGCAAAGAUGCAUUGGACUAAAGUGAUGAUUCUAGAUGGUAAUCUACAGGAACAAAUUAAGAGAACCAGAUAUAGGAAAUAAGAUUAAUAUAACAAAAGAUAUGAGUAUACACUUUCUAUUUCUUCUCUCAGAUUCUUUAGAAGACAUAAUUUUAUAUACAGUAAUAAUUAUGACAAUGUAUUGCUAGAUUUGUAACAUAUAUAGAAAUGAUAUGUAUAACAGUAAUACCACAAAAAGGGAAAAUAGAAUAUAUAGGAACAUUUCUUUAUCUCAUUGGAAUUAAGUUAGUGUAAAUCUGAAUUAAAUUCUGACAAGAUGUAUAUGGUAAGCCCUAAAGCAACCACUAAGAAAAUAACUUUAAAAGUAUAGCAAAAAAUUGUUCAAGAAAUUAAAAUGUUACAUCAGAAAAUACUCAGUUUAAAAGAAAGAGUAAAGGAGGAAUAAGGGAACAACAAAGAUGCAAGACGUAUAGAAAACAAACAGUAAAAUGGCAGGCAUAAAGCCACCGAUAUCAAUAAUUACACUAAAUAUGAACAGCUCAGACAUUCCAAUCAAAAGGGAGAGAUUGUCACACUGGGAAAAAAAGAAAGAUUAAAUUCUAUGCUGUCUACUGGAAACAUACUUUAGAGUCAGAGAUACAGAUAGAUUGAAUAUAAAAGGAUGGACAAAAAUAUAUCAUGCAAAUAACAUUAAGAAAGCUGGAGUGGCAAUACUAAUAUCAGACAAAAUAUACUUUUUUUUAAAGUUACUAGUGAUAAAGAGUGAUUUUUAUAAUGAUAAAAGGGUCAAUCCAUCAGGAAAAUAUAACACUUAUAUACAUACAUGCACUUAAUAGCAGAGCACCAAAAUACAAGAAGCAAAAACUGAAGGACAUAAAGGAGGAAAUAGGCAAGUCAAUGAUAAUAGUUGGAGACUUCAGUACAGCAGUUUCAGUAAUGGAUGGAACAACUGGGCAGAAGAUCAACAAGAAAACACAAGACUUGGAAAACACCGUAAGCCAGCUAAACAGAACAGACAGCUAUAGAACACUCCAUCCAACAACAGCAGAAUAUACAUUCUUCUCAAGUCUACGUAAGACAUUCUCCAGGAUAAGCUAUAUGCUAGGCCAUAUGAAAAACCUCAAUGUAUUCCAUCAUUAAAAAAAAAAAAAAAAAACUAGAAACAGAAGGGAACAUCCUCACCCAAUAAAGGGCAUCUAUGAAAAAUCCACAGCUAAUAUCAUACUUAAUAAUGAAAGACUGGAUGCUUUCCCCCUAAAAGGGACAAGACAAGGAGUUCUGCUUUCACCAUUGCUAUUCAACUUUGUACUGGAGUUUCUAACCAGGUCAGUUAAACCACAAAAAGGAAAUAAAAAGCAGAUUGAAAGGAAGAAGUAAAACUGUUUCUAUUUGCAGAUGACAUGAUCCUGUGAGUAGAAAAUCCUAAGGAAUCCACUAAACUAAGAAACAAGUUCAUCAGCGUUUUAGGAUACAAAAUCAAUACACAAAACUCAGUUGCAUCUCUAUACACUUGCAAAACACAAACCAAAAUUAAAUUAGGAAAACAAUUUCAUUUACAAUGGCAUCUAAAAUAAUAAAAUAUUUAGGAAUAAAUUUAACAAAAGAUGUUCAAGAUGCAUACUCAAAACUACAAAGCAUUGUUGAAAGAAAUUAAAGAAGAUGGAAAUAAAUGAAAAGACAUCCUGUGUCCAUUGAUUGGAAAACUUAAUAUUGUUAAGGUAACAAUAUUCCCCAAAAUUUAUCUACAAAUUCAAUGCAGUCCCUGGCAGAAUCCCAGCUGGACUCUAUAGAAAUUGGCAAGCUGAUUCUAGAAUUCAUAUAGAAACUCAAAAGGGACCCAGAAAAGCCAAAACAGUCUUGGGAAGAAAAAAAAAAAAAGUUGGAGGACUCAUGCUUCCUGAUUUCAAAAUUUAUUACAAGCUACAGUAAUCAAAACUAUGUGGUACUGGCAUAAGGAUAGACAUAUAAAUCAAUGGAAUAGAAUUGAAAUUUCAGAAAUAAACUGUUAGCAAUGAUCAAUUGAUUUUUGACAAGGGUGCCAAGACCACUCAAUGUGAGAAGAAUAGUCUUUUCAACAAAUGGUACUGUAAUAAUUGUAUAGCCAUAGGCAAAAGAAUGAAGUUGGACCCUUACCUCAUAACAUAUACAAAAAUUAACUCAAAAUGGAUCAAAGUCCUAAAUAUAAGCACUAAAGCCAUAAAACCCUUAGAAAAAAACAGGAGUAAAUCUGUUUUACCUUGAAUUUGGCAGUGGAUUCUUGCAUAUGACACCAAAAGCAUAACCAAAAUAAAACAGAUAAAUUGAACUUCAUAAAAAAAAAAAGCCAUUGUACUUCAAAGGACACUAUCAAGAAAGUGGAAAGAAAACACAGAAUGGAAGAAAAUGUUUGCAAACUGUAUAUCUGAUGAGGGACUUGUAUCCUGAAUAUAUAUAAAAAAAUAAACUUAUGCUCGAUAAUAAAAAGACAAAUAAUUCCAUUUUAAAAUGGGCAAAGGAAUAUCUUCUCUGAAGAAGAUAUACUAAUCCCUAUUAAGCACAUGGAAAGAUGAUCACCAUCAUUAGUCAAAUCAAGGAAGUGCAAAUCAAAACCACAAUGAGAUACCACUUGGCAUCUAGAAUGGGUAUAAUAAAAAAGACAAAAGCGUUGACAAGGAUGUUGAGAAAUUGAAACCCUCAUAUAUUGCUAGUGGGAAUGUAAAAGGGUGCAGCCACUUUGGGAAACAGUCUGAAAGUUAGAAAGUUCAACAGUUACAAUUUGACCCAGAAAUUCCAUUCCUACGCAUAUUCCCAAGAGAAAUGAAAACAUAUGUCCACACAAAAACUUGCACAUGAAUGUUUAUGGCAUCAUUAUUCACAAGAGCCAAAAGUUGGAAACAAACGGCUUCAAACUACUUCAAAAUGGUUCCAUAAUUGCCGUUGUAAACAAGAGCUUUUUAAGUAUUGCAAAGCAACCAAAUUUGUUGCCUGUCGUAUUUUGACCCGAGUAGGAAACAAACACCUGUGCCCUGCUCAGAGGUGGUGGCUGACCGUGCUACUUUGAAUGUGUGUUGCUCUCCACAGCCCUGCCAAUAAUGUUGCUCUCCAAAAGUCUUGCCACAGUCCUUCCUCUUGAAAGUUUCAGGAGCCUGAUGCGGGAGACUGGGUUAUUAGCAGGACUGUGGAGAGCAACACAUUCAGAGCAGUAUGGUCAGCUGCCAUCUUAGAGUGGGGUGCAGCUGUUUGUUUCCUACUCGGGUCAAAAUACCAGGGGCAACAGAUUUGGUUGCUAUGCAACAUGUACGCAGCCCUUAUGACAUUUGCUGAACCAUUUUGAACCAGUUUAAAGCCCUGGAAACAACCCAGAUGUCCAUCAACUUGAAUCGAUCAACAAUUGUGGUAUAUUCAUAUAAUGGAAUAUUCUUCAGUCAUAACAAGGUGUGAAGUACUGAUGCAUACUACAAGAUGAACAGACCUUGAAAACAAUAUGCUAAGUGAAAGAAGCCAGUCACAAAAGCAUACAUAAUGUGAUCCCAUUCAUGUGAAAUGUUAAGAAUUGGCAAAUCUGUAGACCUGAAAGUUAUUUAGUGGUUGCUUAGGGAUGAAAAAAAAAAUUUUUUUUUUUUUUUUUUAGGGAUGGGGAGGGAUAGGGGAGCUGGGAGUGAUAGCUGAAGUGCACAAGGUUUCUUUAGGGGUUGAUGAAAAGGUUCUAAAAUUUAUUGUGAUGGUUGCACCACUACGUGAAUAUACUAAAAACCAUUGAAUUGUACACUUCAAAUGCAUGAAUUGAAUAGUAUGUGAAUUAUAUAUCAAUAAGCUGUCACAAAAAAGAAUUUGGAUACAAUGCAAAUGUCCAUCAGUAGGAGAGUGGGUAAAUAAAUUAUGGCACAUCCUUUAAAAUGGAAUAUUAUGCAACCACUAAAGAAGUAGAAUAUGUCCAUAUAUUCUGACCUGAACUGGUGUCCACAAUUUUGUAUUAAGUUGAAAAUCAAGAUCUAGAAAUAUGUAUAGCAUGAAUACUUUUUUUUAAACAGAACUAUUUGUAUAUCCAUAAGGUAUAUGUGUAUAUAGGUAUAUCUGAAUAAAUUUAGGAAAAAGCUAGGAAAUACAUAUACUGAAUUGUAAACAUUUGGGAGAUACGACUGGAUAGGCUAAAAGGGGACUUUUACUUUAUGACAUUUUUCAAGUGGUGUGAUCUUGACUGGUUUUUACUUUCUUCAGUAUUUUUUAAAGAAAAAGAUUAACAAAAUACUUUGCCAGUGACUUGGCUUCCUGAAUGUUUGCCAGGCCUGCUGUGAGGAUAUCAUCUGACAAUACUCAGGACAUAGUCUUAUUCCUUUGAUAUACUGCUUAUUUAGGGUUAUUUCUCCAAUUUUAAAUACAGUUUAAGAGUCAAGAUGUAAAUUAUCCUGGAACAGCACCUUGAAUGUGUUACCCUGGGACAUACCUCUAAGCUGGACUUUUCAGAAGAAACUCCUUCCUGUUAGGUGGGAAAUCUCACCUGUGCCCUUUACUAGACAUACAGACCACUAACAAUAGAGGAAAAUAAAAAUGGAGAUGUCUCUCAACUGGUGCAUAGAAAAACAAACUGUGGUAUAUCCACACAGUGGAAUCCUACUCAGCAAUAAAAACGAUGAACUACAUUCAGCAACUUAGAGGAAUCUCGAAUGUAUUAUGCUAAGCAAAAGAAGCUAGACUCAAAAUGCUACUUACUGUAUGACUCCCUUUACAUGAUAUUUUGGAAAAAGGCAAAACUAUAGUGACGGAAAGCAGAUCAGUGGAUGCCAGGGGUUAAAGGUGGUGGAAGGUUUGAUUACAAAGUGGGUAGCAUGAGGAAUUGAUUUUAAAUCAUGGAACUUUUCUGUAUCUUGAUCGUAUCUACAAAGUGGAAGUUCAAGGAAUUUUUUUAAUCAUGGAACUUUAUGUUGAUUGUAUUCACAUGACUAUGCAUUUGUCAAAACUCGUAGGACUGUACAAUAAAAAGGAUAAAUUUU
This is a messenger RNA of Loxodonta africana (African savanna elephant), 8133 nucleotides long. It is a transcript of the gene RBM41, whose product is annotated as RNA binding motif protein 41. Bases 72 to 1385 code for a protein of 437 amino acids. Gene Ontology annotation, molecular function: pre-mRNA intronic binding; U12 snRNA binding. Gene Ontology annotation, cellular component: U12-type spliceosomal complex. NCBI's taxonomy places the organism in Eukaryota, Metazoa, Chordata, Mammalia, Proboscidea, Elephantidae. Gene Ontology annotation, biological process: mRNA splicing, via spliceosome. The transcript is spliced from 8 exons. The record is from RefSeq and is a predicted model, not a curated record.